This is a messenger RNA of Anopheles stephensi (Asian malaria mosquito), 2298 nucleotides long. RefSeq lists its product as uncharacterized. Gene Ontology annotation, cellular component: plasma membrane. The transcript is spliced from 5 exons. Lineage: Eukaryota; Metazoa; Arthropoda; Insecta; Diptera; Culicidae. The record is from RefSeq and is a predicted model, not a curated record. The coding region runs from base 275 to 1915 and encodes 546 amino acids.
GAGUCAUUGGGAACUGAAGUCUCGCGGAUGGCUCGUCCAGAUCCUUCAUUCAUUCGGUUGCCGUUGUCCGUGGAGAUCGUUUGAAGUUCUUGGAGAUCGGAGAUCUUCCUUCAGUGUUCAGUGCUGUUGUGUGUCACAGUGCAUCGGAGGAUAAUUUGUGUUAUUGGAAACUCAGCUAAUCGGUCCAGUAUUAUUAAGUACGGAAAAGGACUUAGGAGGAGCGUUAUUAGCUGAAAGGUUUUUAUUCACUUGCAGUAUUGUGUGAACCGCAACGAUGACGACUCAGUUCUGUUGGCUGAUCUUGCUGGCCGUAUCCACCCUAGCGUAUCGUGCGGCCGGUGCCGCACAUCCUGCCACGGAAGUUACCAAUCAAGAGAUUCGUGACGCCAUCCUGUCGCUGGUACACUCCUACAACACGCUGGACAAUAAGCUCGAACGCCACGAGCAGCGUGAACGUGCCCAUGCCGAGAUGAUCAAGAAGAGCCUGAUUACGGUGCAGAAGAAUCUGCGUGCGCUGGAUCCAUUGCCGGGCAUGAUCGGCCGUUUGGAGAGUCGUACCGGUGACAUUGAGACAACGCUGAUGAAUCACGAUGAUAAAAUCACCACCUUCACCCAAGAACAAGUGAAAGUGGCCAAAACGCUGGAGGGCAUCCUGAAGUGGUUGACCGAGAACGCGCAGAUCUUGGAGACCCGCUCGGGCAAUGGAGGAGCGGGUCGAGAUGAUGAUGAGGAAAGUGUGGCCAGCAAGCUGGACGAAGUGGCGGGCACGGUUCGUGAGCUGCGCCGGGAGUUGGCCGAGCUGAAGAGUGAUCGUGAUGCUACUGAGGACGUUAAUCGACAGCUGUUGAAGGAAACGGAGAAGCUCGUCAACUCGAAGCUUUCCUCCGCGGACGAAAUCAUAUCGAAGAUGGAAGAGAAGCUGUCCCAGUUCUAUCUCACCAGCCCGGUAAUUGCGACUCAGAACGUAGAUUUCGAGGAGAAAGUGCUGCGUAAGCUGGAAAGCCUGAGCAACACGAUUCCAGCCGCCGGAUCGGCCACCAACACUCUCGGCAAAGACCCAGCCUCACUGCCCGACAAGCAGUUCAUCCAGGGCCUAGUUAACGAAACGCUGGAAGCGAUCAACGAUAUGCGCCUGGAGGUGUUGACUGCAUCGGACAAGAGCUUCACCAAGACCGCUACUCGCAUCAAGGAAAACAACGAAGUGCUGCAGUCAUCCGUGGACGAGAUUUUGAAGACACUGACGGAGGAGCUAACGACAGCCGAAGCGUUCCACAACACAGCGCGGGAUCAGUUUAACAUGAUGAACACAACCAUGGCCCGGCUGUCCGAUUUCCUGCUCAAGACGAGCGAUAACAUUCUGGACGCGAAGCGUGGUAUCGAUUACGGUAUACUGCAGAUCACGCGCGACGUUAGCGACGUGAUUAAGGCCAGCUCGGGCAACCUAAACUCGACCGUUUCGAAGCGCUUCGAUGAGAUCGAUGCGACGAUCCUGAACAAUCACAACGGUGCACUGGCGAACCUUAGCUCGAAGAUCGAAACGGAGAUCAGCCAGGUGUGGCGUCAGAUUGGAAUCAUGUACCAGGAGAUCUCGUCCAGCAAGCAGGCGCUCGACCGUCUCCAGGAGCAGACGGAAACGUACGUCAACGGUACGCUCACCACGAUGGACGGAAUGGAGGGCAAGGUUACGCUCAUCACCAACCGCAUGGCGGAAGUCGACUCGAACCUAAACUAUCUGCUCGGCCGUCUGUCGAUGGUAACGCAGGAGUUCAACCAGAUCAAGCACGGUCUCGGUAAGGCGCUGGACGAGAUUAAGGACAGCUUUGCCGAGGUGCAUAACCGCGUCCGAGGACCUGGACCGCAUCGAAUCUCAUCGGACGAAGUGGUCGAUGAUUUGGGCAAUGAAUCUACCAAGUAAGAACAGGGGGGACAGGAGCUCCUCCCCCUUCUCCCCCCGGGUUCGUUUGAGCUGGGAAGUAUUCUUUAGAACCAAAAAGAAGGAAACACAAAACCAUACACGAAGAAGAAAGGCCGAUCCAGUGCAUCGUCGCCCUGUGCUGCUAAUUGAAUGUGUAGAGGUGGGAGUAGUAGUAGUAGUGAUAAGAUUAUUUUUUUAUUUAGAACCUUUUUCUUGCGAUUGGCGAAUGGAUGUGCUUGCCUGUGUGCUGGACUUCCCGGUCUUACUUUGCUGUAUGAAUUUACUUACUAGACUUUAGAGAAUAACGACUGGACUGGUGUGCUUAGUGUGGAGUAUUGCCGAUCGAUUGAAUACACAAAAUAAAGUGUGGAAAGUGCUUGAAA